Messenger RNA from Moesziomyces aphidis, 309 nucleotides. The record is from the annotation of a GenBank genome assembly. NCBI's taxonomy places the organism in Eukaryota, Fungi, Basidiomycota, Ustilaginomycetes, Ustilaginales, Ustilaginaceae.
AUGCCGACGUCAAAGACCUUGUCCUCCUACAACAAAAAGGCCAUCAACGGAGCAAUACCUUUGCUCUUGGAGGCUCAAAACUGGGAUGUCGUUGGAUACAGGGGACUCAGGAGGAUGGUUGGCUGCAAGCAUCUCAAGGCGACCAAGAAGGUCAAGGACACUGCACCCAACCACAAGCAAGCAGGCGGUGCAGAUUGCCUCCACCUUGCCCAAGAGCUUGGUCAUUGGUGCACGUUGAGUCCCGCCACCAGCGCUCCCGCCACAGCGUUGCCAUCCAUCCGGCAUCAAGAGGGCAUGUCGGCGCCAUGA